UCUUUGGAGGAAAAGGUGGCAUGCCUAUAACAAAUGAUCUGAUUGGACUGCGUGGCAUCCAUAAAUAAGGACAUCCUUCCCCAUUCUACUACGACAGUCUGCGUCUGGACCAUCUCUGGAUUCUGAAGUGUAAACACCAAAUUUUUUUCACUCAAAUCCGUCCUAUAUAUCAUACACGCCUGCACAUGGUUUGAUGGUGGAAAUCCCACAAUCACUAACAGCACCAUUUCAACCCCCCAAUCACCAUUCCUUUCAAACAUCCAAUUCAAGCCUCUCUCUUUAUCUUGUCUCGUUUCCUUUCACUCAAAAUAUCUUUGCUGCAACCCCCAUGUCUGCCACUUUCACUGCUUUCCAUUUACCUUCACUUUCUCCUUCAUCUUGUCAUGCUUUUCUUGUUUCCCCUUCAUCAUUCUUGUACCAAAAAUAUGGAAUAUUUGCCCUUGUUUUUUUUCUGCUUCUCUUCCUUUCUUAGUGACCUAUUAGCUGCUUAAGCUCGCACGUCCACUUUAAUCAUGUCCGGGGCAAAUUGAGAUAACCUACAAGGUUAUAAAAAGGGAAAUCAACCCACGUCCUCCGUCACAAGUUUGCUAUAUAUAUAACCAUUCCUUUCAGAGUUAACCCUGUCCGGAGGCUUAAUAGAGAAACUCCAUUGUAGGUGUAGCUUUGAGAAAUUCAAACAAAUAAACAUGUCAUUUUCUUGUACGAAAAACUUCUUCCAACGGUUCUGCAUGGAUGAAUUUCGUAUGGAUAGUGAUAUUCAUGGCAGUUGCUUCUCAAGUGAUCUCAUUCCCUCACUUGGGGCUAGAAUUAACCAUGCGACCAAGCUACGUACAUACAUAAUAUCCCCUUUCAACCCUCAUUAUAGGGCUUGGGAGAUAUGGCUGGUUGUUCUAGUCAUUUACUCUGCCUGGAUCUGUCCAUUCGAGUUUGCAUUCCUAACUGACAAGAAUGAUGCACUUUUCAUUUUUGAUAACAUUGUCAAUGGCUUCUUUGCUGCUGACAUUAUUCUCACCUUCUUUGUUGCAUAUCUAGAUGGCCAAUCUUAUCUCCUUGUUGAUGAUCCCAAGAAGAUUGCCAUCAGGUACAUAUCUACCUGGCUUGCUUUCGAUGUCUGUUCCACUGCCCCAUUUCAGUCUCUCAACCUCAUGUUCACAGAUCAUGGCAGUGAACUUGGGCUCAGGCUACUCAACAUGCUCAGACUCUGGCGUCUGAGACGUGUCAGCUCCCUGUUUGCAAGACUUGAGAAAGACAUUCGGUUCAACUACUUCUGGACUCGGUGCACCAAGCUCAUUUCUGUGACAAUGUUUGCGGUACAUUGUGCUGGAUGCUUUAACUAUCUGAUUGCAGAUAGAUAUCCUGAUCCUUCCAGGACCUGGAUUGGUGCAGUGUACCCAAAUUUCAAACAGCACAGUCUCUGGGAUAGAUAUGUGACUUCGAUUUACUGGUCAAUUACAACGCUCACCACCACUGGUUAUGGAGACUUGCAUGCUGAGAAUCCAAGAGAGAUGCUAUUUUAUAUCUUUUACAUGUUCUUUAAUUUGGGAUUAACAGCUUACCUCAUCGGGAACAUGACUAACCUGGUAGUUCACUGGACAAGCCGGACCCGUAAUUUUAGGGAUACAGUUAGAGCUGCUUCGGAAUUUGUGACACGAAAUCAAUUGUCCCCUCGCAUACAAGAUCAAAUAAUGUCACACAUAUGCUUAAGGUUCAAAACAGAAGGAUUGAAGCAACAAGAGACCCUAAAUAGUUUACCCAAAGCCAUCCGCUCAAGCAUUGCACAGCAUCUCUUCCUCCACAUCCUGCAAAAAGCCUAUCUCUUCCAAGGAGUUUCUGAUGACUUCCUAUUUCAGUUGGUUUCAGAAAUGGAUGCCGAGUAUUUUCCACCCAAAGAAGAUGUUAUUCUGCAGAAUGAAGCCCCGACGGAUCUGUAUAUACUUGUCUCAGGAGCAGUUAACUUAAUCUCCCAUGCUGAUGGGCAUGAUCAGGUAUGUGAUUUACAGGUUACGGAAAAGGUAGCAGCAGGAGAUAUGUUUGGAGAGGUUGGAGUUCUAUGUUGUAGGCCACAACCAUACACAGCUAGGACCACUGAGCUUUGUCAAAUACUACGACUGAACGGAACCUCACUGAUGAACAUCUUACAAAUAAAUAUAGAAGAAGGACGUGUUAUGAUGCGUAAUCUUUACAUGAAAAUAAAUGGGCUUCACAGCAGCAGCUUUGACCAGUCCAAUAUAGAUCGGGGGUUGAUCCAGAAUUCAAGGCUUGGGCAAGGAGCAGUGGGAGGAAGUUGUUUGAGUGCUGGAUAUGAAGAGCAAUCACAGAGAGAAGCAAUAGGCAUAAAUUUCUCAGGAUCAGAGGCUAUAGAGACGAUUCAAAGAGGUAGAUUCCCUAUGAAAGGAAUUUCAACAGCAGAGGAUGGCCAAACAGCUCUCCAUGAUGCUGUUCCCAAGGGGCAUAUUGAAAUGGUUAAGAUUCUGGUGGAGGGAGGAGCAGGUGUUAAUAAACCAGAUGCAAGAGCAAGGACGCCAAAAGCAUCGGCAGAGCAGCAGGGAAGCAAGAGCAUAUAUGACCUCUUACAGACCUACGAAAAGAACAAAAAUUUAGAUGAUGAACAUAGGAUAGAUAUUAUCGGGCCAGAAACAACGGAGGACCCCAAGAAUAGUCCAAAUCGAAAUAGAAAUUGGGCCCAAAAUUUCUUCAAUUCACCCAUUUACAGGGAGGUAAUUAUACCGACCAAGAAGAGAGUUACUAUUCACAUGCACUUGCAGAGCAGCAGUACAUCAAGUAGGCAACUUGGAAAGUUGAUACUCCUACCUGAUUCAAUACAAGAGCUUCUCAGAGUGGCUGGUGAAAAAUUUGGAGGCUGCACAUUUACGAAUGUCGUUAAUGCCGAGAAUGCAGAAAUAGAUGAUGUACACGUCAUUCGAGACGGUGAUAAUCUGUUUCUCCAUCAAAAUGAAGGUGAAAAUGCAUAUUUCAAUGUGACCUGA
Molecule: messenger RNA, 2987 nt
Organism: Gossypium raimondii (Peruvian cotton)
Lineage: Eukaryota; Viridiplantae; Streptophyta; Magnoliopsida; Malvales; Malvaceae
Product: potassium channel KAT1
Exons: 10
Coding region: 687-2987 (766 amino acids)
Biological process (GO): potassium ion transport; transmembrane transport
Cellular component (GO): membrane
Molecular function (GO): voltage-gated potassium channel activity; protein binding
Source: RefSeq, a predicted model, not a curated record